Engraulis encrasicolus (European anchovy) is the source of this 4548-nucleotide messenger RNA. RefSeq names its product putative pyruvate dehydrogenase phosphatase isoenzyme 2 (gene pdp2). NCBI's taxonomy places the organism in Eukaryota, Metazoa, Chordata, Actinopteri, Clupeiformes, Engraulidae. The coding region runs from base 136 to 1824 and encodes 562 amino acids. The record is from RefSeq and is a predicted model, not a curated record. Gene Ontology annotation, cellular component: mitochondrion. Gene Ontology annotation, molecular function: cation binding; [pyruvate dehydrogenase (acetyl-transferring)]-phosphatase activity. The transcript is spliced from 5 exons. Gene Ontology annotation, biological process: protein dephosphorylation.
GGAAAAGACAGGAAGUAGACGUUGGAAAGCUGACACCGGCUGUUUCCCCGUGUGGUGGUGUUUGACAGCACUUUGACAGAUGUUGCUGGUGUUUGAACUGUGAACCCUUUGGACUCCUGUGUUUCUGUGGAUGGGAUGUCGAGGUGUGUGUGCGCACGUGUCCUCUCCCAGGUGCGCAGCUGCAGCACGUUGGUUCUGUCCAGAUCCAUCAGUCAGGCCUCUCAUCAUUGUAGGCCCCUGUCCCACCACCGCUCCAGCCAUUCCUCUUCCAGCAGCACACCCCUCUCUUCCUCCUGGUCCCGCAGGCUCGGGCAGCAGCCAGCGCGCCCUCUCUCCUCCCACACGCACGGCGGCUCGGACGUGAACGAUGACGAGGACGAGGACGACGUCACCUCCUCCCAGCACGACCUGAGCUUCCAGGUGGGCCGCCUGCAGAUGGACAAUGUGCUGCGCGCCAACGAGCAGUCGGUGCGCCUGCCCGAGUUCGACGGCCGCGGCGGCCCAAGCCCCGUGCUCAAGUUCGAGAGCAACCAGCUGGGCGCCAACGUGCCCCUGGAGGACCGCCGCUGCGCCGCCACCUGCCUGCGCACGCGCGGCAUGCUCUUCGGCGUCUUCGACGGCCACGGCGGGCACGCCUGCGCCCAGGCUGUCAGCGAGAGGCUGCCCUACUACGUGGCCACGGCCAUGAUGAGCCAGGCGGCCCUGGAGGACUUGGAGGAGGCCAUGGAGACCGGCCGUCCUACGCCGCCCCUCCUGCAGUGGUACAAACACCGCAACGACUACAACUACCGCGACUCGGCCGAGCUCUACGUGCAACACCUGCGCGUCUUCUGGCAGGAGAUGCUGGCCGGGGAGGAGCACGGCGAGGGCAUGAGCCCGGCGGACGCCAUGGCCUUCGCCUUCCAGCGCCUGGACGCCGACCUCUCGCUGGAGGCCCAGGUGCCACUGGCCAACGAGCUGAUGCGUAGCACCGCCGUCCAGGCCGCCUUCGCCGGCAGCACGGCCUGCCUGGCCCACGUCACCUCCGAGGGCGUGCUCGUGGCCAACGCUGGCGACUGUCGUGCCGUUUUAGGGGUGCAGGAGGAGGACGGCAGCUGGAGUGCGGUGCCCCUGUCACGUGACCACACAGCUCUCAACCCAGACGAGCUGGCGCGCGUGCGCUCGCAGCACCCCGCCUCGGAGCGCGACACGGUGGUGGCCGACGAACGCCUGCUGGGCAUGCUCAUGCCCCUGCGCGCCUUCGGCGACGUGCGCUUCAAGUGGAGCACGGAGCUGCAGCGCAGCGUCCUGGAGAGCGGCGCCUCCUGCUGCGAGCUGGAGGAACUGCACCUCUUCCAGUACUCGCCGCCGCACUACCUCACGCCGCCUUACCUGGACGCGGCGCCCGAGCUGGCCUUCCACCGGCUGCGGCCGCAGGACCGCUUCCUGAUCCUGGCGUCGGACGGGCUGUGGGACGAGCUGGGCAGCGAGGAGGCGGUGCGACUGGUGGGGCAGCACAUGACGGGCGUGCACCUGCAGGAGCCACUGUCGGCCCGCCACCGGCAGCUGAGCCUGGGCCAGAUGCAGCAGCUGCUGCUGAGGAGGCGAGCCCGUGCCGCGCCCGCUGCCCUGCUGGACCCCAACGCAGCCACCCACCUGAUCCGCCACGCGCUGGGCACCAACGACUACGGCGAGCUGGACGGCGAGAAGCUGGCCGCUAUGCUGGCGCUGCCCGACGACCUGGCGCGCAUGUACCGCGACGACAUCACCGUCACCGUGGUCUACUUCAACUCAGACCUGCACAAGCAUCACCAGGACGGCGGACCUGGACCAUCGCGUCAAUAACAACAACCCCCUCGCACACGUUUACACCCACACACAUGCAGUACAUGCACACACAUGCUCACCUGUACAGGUGAUGCCUCUCUUGCCACUGCUGGUGCUGCCUAAUGAUUUGACAUGUCUAACCUGGACAAACGUGUCAAUGGCUCUACAUGAAUCCCAGUAUAUACACACACACACACACACACACACACACACCUGUACACAUUGGGUGACACCUCUCUGACCUCCGCUGUUGCUGCCUGAUAACUUGACAUGUCCAACCUGCACAAAUGCCACGACGUCACCAUGACAUCAUCACACCCAUAAAGCCGCUCACACACGCACACAAGCCAGCACAGUUGUCACGCCAAUAGCCCACUUCACAUGCGCACAGCAGCCUGCACAAACGCACAUGCCGCACACGCACACUCACAGAGACAGUCUAGGGGGCUCCUCCUCUCUGACCUUUGUUAUGUCAGACUGUAAAUGUAUAAGGGUCCUCAACAGCAGCCCCACCCAGUCAGGAAGAUUGUAAACUGUUACUGUACACUGCCACAGCUAGAACAGUGCGCCAAGAGAUAGACACAGGGCUCUAAAUGAACUUCUUUCACCACCUGCCAAAAUGGCUGGUAGAUGUUAAUUUUACCAGCCAAACAUGCACUCACUAAUGGGUCAAAGUAAGUUGGUCUUUUCUACCAGCCAAACUGACAUUUCACCAGCAUUUGGCCGGUGUUCAUUUACAGCCCUGUAUAGACAUAUAAUUUAUCACACACACUUGGAGCCCUGUAUCGUGUCUACUGUACGUAAGUCUAUCUCAAAACAUGAGUAAGUCAUCCCAGAUCUGUGGGUAAGCUUCUUUAUUAUUGUAUUUUGCUGUCACAAACACUGUAGGCCGUGAGCACAGAUGCAGAUUGAGUCGCUUAGUCACUGGGUAUGUUUACACAGGAUAAGAGGUAACUCUGUUAAUACUGUGGCGGGUAUUAGACCUUUAUUACAUGACAUUACAUUACAUUACGCUGUUAUCCAAAGCGACUUACCGUUAGUAUUUUCAGGGUAUUGGUUACAGUCCCUUGAGCAGUGUGGGGUUAGGUGCCUUGCUCAAGGGCACCUCAGCCCGUGGAUGGAGGUAUAGGGAGAGGUCAGGUGGGAUUCGAACCUACAACCCCCAUAUUGAAAGACCAAUUCCCUAACCAAUAGGCCAUGGCUGCCACCUGGUUAAAGGGGUAUGCCACUAUUUUGGGGUUUAAUAUAGUUAAAAUCAUUGGCCAGGGUUUAUAAAGGUGGUAAAGUGUCUUAUUUUUCAUGUAAGCCGUUGUCUUGCUUUAAGAAAAGUUAAAAGAGGGAGCAUGUUGCCAGAGAUUCUUUAAGUAUAGAGAUAUGCCAACAUAAUAGGUUUCCAUGGGCACCUAACAUGACCAGAUUUCAGUCCGCCUAAAGGGGCGUGUCAUAAUGCUCCUAGCAUUGAAUAGAACAGUCCUCAGGUCUGCCUAGGUCUGCCUAAAGGGGGAUUUCCCCCCAAUAAUAGAACCCGGAAACAAUGGGCCAAUGGAACACCUCUCUCUGAUGUCGCUAAGCUAGUGAAAGUUAAAGGUGGGGUUGCAGGUUAACCAUUUUAAGAAAAUGUACUACUGUAUUAUGACAUCACGUUGGGGGUUCCGUAGGCUCAUAGGAGUCUAUGUAGAACCUUAUGGCUCAUUCAAAAAGUCGAGAAUCCCAAGAAAGCCGACCUAAAACCUCGGGAAAGUGGGCGUGAAGAUUUGGUGACGCAAUGUCAGAUCGAUAAUUAUCGAGGUUGAUCUCUGGCGGAAGUAUAGAACAACGAGUUCCCGAACUUAUGUUUUGUAUGACGACACACGGAUCAUCAGCAUGGCGCCCAUGCAUGGAACUAGCAUGUAAACAGUAUCAUAAAUGCUAAAAUAUCAUCUUGUAAUCACUAUCAACAACACCAGUUGAUGUCAUCCAAUUGCAGAUGUACAUAUGUCAGUAAUGCUGGUCUCUGACUGUUUGAUUUAGCCUACUUAAGCUAAAAUGAUAUGUCGUGGGUGUGGAGGCUCAAGUGGAGAUGAAAAAAAGAAAAGAGAACCAAAACAAAACACGCUUGAUUCCCGAUUGUUCCGGGAUCAGUGGCGUUCAUGCGCCAAAGUCCAGAAUUCGGUUGUCACAUAAGCAGUGUCGUCAGCUGUCUCGAGAGGUCCCUAGAUCGUGAAGGCACCAUUAGAAUCCUGGGGGAGUUCCCCCAACGUGAUGUCAUACCUGCAACCCCACCUUUAAUGGAUCCGUGUAGCAUGCUACAUGCUACAGUGAUCCAUUGACUUUCACUAGCUUAGCUACAUACUCCCUCUUUUAAGUAAGGGUUAACGUUCGGCGAGAAGGUCGCUACCGUGGAAUAGCAGCACGACAAAGAGAAUCUUUAGACCCCGACGCGGAGCGGAGGGGUCUUGUUCUCUCUGAAGUGCUGCUAUUCCACAAAGCGACCGACUCGCCGAAAGUUAACCCGCUUAUUAUAUGGAUAUUCUUAAAUGAUUCACACAUGGCGGGGACAUUUCUUUAGGCCUAUGUAAUGUUAAGAUUGUUGCUGCGCAAAACAAAACAGUGCCGUUGUGGAACACCGCUAGGCAACAGCUAGGUAGCCAGGACAACAGGUGUUGUCUAUCACAGCAGCUGAUUAGAGUCUUGUUGAAAAGUCGCUUUAGCAGUGAAAAGUCUUGUUGCCAUUGACAGCGGUCUGUUAUAGACGAACCCGUC